GGGAAGAAAGACGAGAAGGAGCCACAGCGCCGCUGAUUUACCAUUCAACCUUCUUUAUUCUUUUUAUAACGGUUAUUGUGAUUUAAACUUAAAUAGUCAUCGAGCGACCGGUCCCAGCCAGUCGGUACACUUUCCCCCUGCCCCUGCACACUCUUUAAGAAGAAAAUGAGCGGCAGCGGGCGGCCCAGGACCAGCUCGUUCGCCGAGCCACCAGGGGCUCCGGGAGCCGCUGCAGCCGCCGCCGGAUCGACCGUUGCGGGCGGGAGCGGUGCAGGAAAGUCCGGUGCUGCACCAGGCUCCGCUGCUAGUUCUUCUGGAUUUGGGAACUUGAAGCUAAGCAGAGACAGUGGAAAAGUGACAACGGUGGUAGCCACACCUGGGCAAGGUCCAGACCGCCCACAGGAAGUGUCCUAUACAGACAUUAAGGUGAUCGGUAAUGGCUCCUUCGGGGUUGUGUAUCAGGCUCGGCUCACUGACAGCCAGGAGUUGGUGGCAAUCAAGAAGGUGUUGCAGGACAAGAGGUUCAAGAACCGAGAAUUACAGAUCAUGCGCAAGCUGGACCACUGCAACAUCGUUAGGCUACGUUACUUCUUCUACUCCAGCGGAGAGAAGAAAGAUGAAGUGUAUUUAAAUCUGGUGCUGGAUUUUGUACCAGAGACCGUGUACAGGGUGGCGCGCCACUUCAACAAGGCCAAGACCACCAUACCCAUCAUUUACGUCAAAGUGUAUAUGUAUCAGUUAUUCCGCAGUUUGGCAUACAUUCAUUCCCAAGGCGUCUGCCACCGAGACAUCAAACCACAGAACCUUCUGGUUGAUCCAGACACGGCUGUCCUCAAGCUGUGUGAUUUCGGCAGUGCGAAGCAAUUGGUUCGGGGCGAGCCCAACGUUUCGUACAUCUGCUCUCGGUAUUACCGCGCCCCGGAGCUCAUCUUCGGAGCCACGGAUUACACCUCCAACAUCGAUAUCUGGUCAGCAGGAUGUGUGCUGGCUGAGCUGUUGCUAGGGCAGCCCAUUUUUCCUGGGGACAGUGGGGUCGACCAGCUAGUGGAAAUCAUAAAGGUUUUGGGGACGCCAACGAGAGAACAGAUCCGGGAAAUGAAUCCCAACUACACAGAGUUUAAAUUUCCACAGAUCAAAGCGCAUCCCUGGACUAAGGUGUUUAAACCCAGGACACCCCCAGAGGCCAUCGCGCUGUGUUCCCGCCUGCUGGAAUACACACCUGUGACGCGUCUUUCUCCGCUGGAGGCCUGUGCCCAUGCGUUCUUUGAUGAGAUGCGCCAGCCCAACGCUCGUUUGCCCAGUGGUCGGGAGCUGCCUUUGCUCUUCAAUUUCAGCCCUGUGGAGCUGUCUAUCCAGCCGCAGUUAAACUCCACUCUCAUUCCUCCUCACGCUCGCUCUCAAACGUCACCUGCCUCACACGAAGGCAGCGUGUCGGACAGUUCGGCCCAGUCCAGCUCAGCACCAGGAGCCCUGAGCAACAGCACCUGAGUGCUCCCUCUGUGUUACUGCACCCCCGUUUCCUCUAUCUAUCCUCCUCCCCUUCCUGUCAUUAAUCCCUCAUUCUUCCCCUCUAUAAGCUUCACAACCUCAGUCUGUCUCGCACCGAAGCGUGACGUCUCCGUUACACAUCCCUGCCUUGUUUUUAUCAUCCAUUGUUUUGUUUUUAUUUCGUUUGUGACUGUGUGGUGUAAAGGUGAAGAAUGGUUCUUGGAGGAAUCGCUGAUCUCUAGUGGCCGGAGGAGCAAAGCACAUAAUCAUCCUCAAUCCUUUUUAUUACGUUUUAGACCGAUUACGCCUCACAAAAUGCAGGUGUAUAUGUUUUUGUUUUUUGUUUGUUUUUUUUUUUAAAUAAAUUUUAGCUGUUCUCUUCUCUUUUAAACCAGACCCUGUUUUUGAUGUACGUAGAAAGAAAUGUGAAUGUUUUUUACGUUUUUAUGGGGAUUUUGUCUCGUCUGCAUCUCUGUGCCCAGAAUUAUGCUUCUCCCACAUCAAAUGAACAAACACAAGCUUACACAAUUUGCCCUUCAAAGACAAACUGAAAGUGAAAUAAACUUUUUGAUUCGUUUAGUCCUCGGUUCAGAAUCUGUGUUAAUCACAACUCAUUUCAAAUUUGUCUGGUGUCUGGCACAAGCGCAGUGACGUUGUUUUGUUACAUCAGAGAUUAAGGAAAAAAGGCCGACCAUAACAUGGUAUGGCUCCCCCCUUACGCACUGCCCAUUCAAAAUAAAUGAUAUACAUAUAUCUAAGGCUGUAUCCCAAACCACACACACUGAAUGGUAUCUCUAAAAAGCAAUGAUAAGAAUAGUGUACUGACUUGCUCUUCAGUAUAGUAGUAGUGGUUUAGGACAUGCCCUGUGUAUUUUCACUUGGGUUUUCUUAUCACAGUAAAUAUUUUACAGAACAGAACAUGUCAACAUGACUGUCACAGCUAAUUAAUACAUAAAAUAAAGUAAAAAUGUAUGAAUGGAGAACUUAGCUGCAUUAGAGCCAUCAAUUCGUACUAAUUAUUUGUGCUUGCUGGCUAACGUUAUUGUCAAUGAAGUGUCUUCUCUCUGCUUUGAUAUCCUAAUGCAGUGCUUUUGCAGGACAUAAAAUCACCACAUUGCUUUGUGUGGUUCUAAAACCCAAAAUAAUGCCAUGUCUCAAAGUAAUGUGUUUAGAUUAGUGGUUCACAUUGGCUUAAUUGCUAAAAUUGUCCAAAUCUGAGUUAUAUAUUUUGUCAGAGCUGAUCCUAGAACAGUAUUGAUACUAGUGGCUCUUCGCCUCUUGUGCUAUACACUAACACCAAAAAUGCUUUGUAAUACGGUUUAUUCCCGCUAUUGCAAAUCUCCUACGGCAUUAUUUAUAAUGUAGAGUCCUGGUCAUCAUAAUUACUACAUGACUCAUGCGCCCAGAAUGUUUCACACUGGCAACAUUUUCGCUGGUUGCUUUUGCGUCCUUUACUAAGUUGUUCGAGAUCAUCGGAAAGGUUUCCAUUUCUUUACUACCCUUAGGAUCCAGAAACCAACCAGAACGAAGCAUCACAUGGUUGUUUUAAAACUCUGCAGCUUUACAUCACUGAGGCUUUCCAAAUUGAACUUUAACUGGUACCAGAGCAGGGUUAAUCUUGGAGAUUUGGCCACCUCGCUCACGAAUACCCCUCAGCUGAUGUGUGUUUUAAUUCACAUGAGUGAUUCUCUUUCUCUGUGGAUGUUUAUCAGUGCUAAAUAGAUCAGUUUUAAUCCCAGUGUCAUAAAAUCGUAUGCACAGAGAGAUCUGUAGAAACAUUCACAUGACCUGUUGGCCAGCUGUUUAGUAUCUGGGUGAUUUUUAUUGGCUGUUCAUGCAGCAAUAAUUCUUUUGAAUGUAUUGUUUUUUGUUGAUUUUAAACGUCCAGACAUUAAAGGCGGUAAAUUGUUUCCCCUUCAUAGGAUUAAAUACCCGAUAGGAACCAAAGCUGAACCUGGAUUGGUUAUCACCAUGUGCUUUGUGUCUCGUUUGCAUAAAGGUGAACUUUGCUGUCGUUGUCCAUCACUUGUUCUUGCUGAAAAGAAAUGACCCCCGGCAGCUUUGUGGCUCCCUUGCCGGUGGGAACGCAAGGUCUAACAGUUUCUGAUCUGUAUAAUUGCAGAGCCCUGAAUUCACACACUGAUUCUGACUGGAAAAAUGUCCAAAGAUUUUAAUCGUACGACAAGAGCCAUUUCUCCUUCCCCGCUUCUGUUCCCUGUCCCAUCAACCCCUACUUCUCCCUCCUUCCACUGCUGAUAUGUAAAUACCAUGUACCUUUUACUUUUUAUUUUUGUUAUUGGUAUUCUUGUACCUUGAUCAUUUUCUAGUGGAGCGCUGGGUCAGAUAGUGACCAGCCUCUCUCUGUCUCUUUGUCUCUCUCUCUCAUUCUGUCUUUCUCUCCCAAUCCUCCCAUCUGUACAUAGCUAUUCUGUUGUCCCCCUUACACCUAUGGAAGGGGGUUAAAAAAAAUGGAACAAAAUUGAGUCUCUCUCCCUCUCUUUUUCUCUCCCUCGCCCCCUCUCGAUCUCUGUCCUCGUUCAUGUGCUUGUCCAUCCCUCCCCCCAUAAAUGUUCUUUUCAUUGUUUUAUUUAUUGUAUUGCAGGCAGUGUUUUUAGUAUCUGAUGGGUAGAGACGUGCGUGACCUGUCAUUAGAGCAACAUUCAGAUCCUGAACUUGAUAUUUUCAUCCUGGAAUGUGUUAGAGAAUAUGUACCAAGUGUUCGGAACAUUCCUUGUCAGGCCUAGCGUUCGCAAAGGUGCAGAGGCGCACAUGUUUAUCCUUGCAGGACUGAAUGAAUGGGUUAAGCGAGGGAGAGGGGGAGAGAAACUGUGUUUUUGUUGGUAUAAAUAAGCUCAUUAAUAAAGUGAUGAAAAGUG
Molecule: messenger RNA, 4364 nt
Organism: Trichomycterus rosablanca
Lineage: Eukaryota; Metazoa; Chordata; Actinopteri; Siluriformes; Trichomycteridae
Gene: gsk3ab
Product: glycogen synthase kinase 3 alpha b
Exons: 10
Coding region: 166-1488 (440 amino acids)
Biological process (GO): insulin receptor signaling pathway; extrinsic apoptotic signaling pathway in absence of ligand; negative regulation of canonical Wnt signaling pathway
Cellular component (GO): axon; nucleus; cytosol
Molecular function (GO): protein serine/threonine kinase activity; ATP binding
Source: RefSeq, a predicted model, not a curated record